GUGCCAAGGCGUUUGGCAGGCAGCGCCUCCGCACCGACGCUCAAGGCUCCUCGCCUCAGCCGGGCUCCAUCGGACAAAGGAGGUGUGUUCACGCCCCCAUGCGAGGCGAGCCUCAGGACCACUGUGAGGGACGGCGUGCCAAAGGAACAGAUCCGACAUCUGUUUCGAGGCACACCGGUGUCUGCCAGAGCGCUUAGACCGCGUGCCGCACCACCGGACAAUGCAGCUGCCCAGCCACUGCAACGUCAACCAAGUCGGUCCUCAUCGCACGCAAGGACGGUCGAGCAGACGACGACCUCUCUCCCACAGAGCAACGACAGUUCUGUGAGGUCCCCACCUCCAGAGCUAUGUGUCCGAGUGCGGACAGAUCUGCUUGAGGCAUGGCUGCAGCGCCGCUGGAGAGAACAGUGGCUGCAACGAAGUUGGCUUCGUUGGAGGACCAGCACACGCUCCAACCACGGUAUCCCCCGGUCCGCAGACCCACGCGAGGAUCAACACGAGCGGGCGGUCAGCGAGGAGAAGCUCGAUGUAGGCAGGAAAGAGGUUGUGGUUGCGCUGGCAUCUACACGCUGGCUGCGGGUGUCGCAGGAGCUGAGUCGACGACAAGAGAUGGCACAGCAGAGAGCGAGCCAGGAGCGCACGGCGGCCUUCGUGAAAGCUUUCCUGCUGCGAUCGGCACGGAAGAGGCUUCACCAGGUAUUUCGAUGCUGGCGGUAUGCCGCCAAAUCUGCAGGGCACCGCGCAGGCGUUGCCUGGCGCCGCAGCCAUCGCUGGGCACACCUGCGCGCGGGAUUUCAGGCGUGGUUGCGCCUGGUAGAUUACGAGCGGUGUCGGCGUGUACGCAUGAGCCAGGCGAAGGUUCGGCGUUCAGCUCUGGGCCUGGCCAUCUUCCGACUGGGCCGGGCAGCAGAACGCAGGGCGGAGCUCCAGGACCUUUUUCGGCUCCGUUGCGCUUUUGGUGGCUGGCGAAGCCACAGCGAGACUGUGCGUGAGUUGAGUUCCCUCCGCCACUGUUGCAAAGCUCUCUACAGUUGGCGAGGGAUCCCCGGUGGCCUCGCCGAGAAGACGGCGCCCAAGCCAGACCUUGGCGUAAAUCCGUCCCCGAGGCCAGAUGAUACCUCCAUGCUGCACAUGGAGGAGCCCUCCGAUGCUAACCCGCUGCCAGGCGGCCUCGAGUCGAGGGCACCGGCGUCCCCGAGGGCCCAGCGACUCGUCAAACGUGUGGACCUGCUCAUCUCCCAGCUUCAGAGGCCGCAAGUGGCCUGCAAACGGAGACGAAACGACCAUGUCGCGGCACAAGUUCCGGGCUUGGAUGACUUGGGUGCAGAAGCGGCCAUCCUCGAUCUGCCACAUGCACUCCUGAGGCGAUUUACCGCCCCGAGUCGGCAGCAUGACAGCGACAGCGAGGAGGAAGUGGUGAGCUUGCCGGCAGCAGAUGCGCGCGAGCCACUGCCUGGGCAGUUCAAGAAAAAGAUCAUCACUAAGCAGCUCUACUGGGUCACGUUGGUUGCUCCCUUCCCUGCACAGUGGUUUGGAAGGGGACAUGUGCAGAUGCAAGACUUAGGAGUGAUCUCUGCCGUCGCUACGGGUGAGGCUACAGGGCGGCAGUUGAAGAAGACGCCGUCCUUGGGUGAAACCACAGAAAGGAUCAACGACUUGGUUCGGGAGGCAUGCAGAGGAAGAGUUGACUUGAAGCCGUUUGCCGGGCAGGCAUCGCACCCGAUUGCCUUGGCAGACGCCGUCGUCCAGCGGAUGACAAAGGCCGAGAAGCAGGUUCUGCUUGCCACCUAUUUGGGCUCGUACGUAAACAACAAGGACGAUCGCCGCCUGUUUCUGGGUCUCGCGAGCCGACGGAAAGUGACGGUGAGGAAGAAGAAGGAAGACGAUGACAUUCCGUGCUGGGAGAAAGCACCCAAGUCUGUGAGUCUCAUGCGCCUGGUGGCCAUCUACCACAAGCUCGCGUUGGCCAGAACAAGUUUAUUGCUGGGGAACCACUUCUGGCUAACCCUGGUCUCGCUGAAGGAGGCAGGAUUCGUGCGAAUCCGCAACGAGCGCGGCUUUCGGAUCGAUCGAGACAUCAAGGUGGAUAGCUUGGCGAGCUUGUACAUUGCUCGGGCUUGUGCAAUGAGCCUCGAGAUUGACUUGGCCGAGUACCUCUGUUAG
Messenger RNA from Symbiodinium sp. CCMP2456, 2163 nucleotides. The record is from the annotation of a GenBank genome assembly. NCBI's taxonomy places the organism in Eukaryota, Dinophyceae, Suessiales, Symbiodiniaceae.